UCAGGUCCGCAGCUUCAGUCAGCGUUACCGGAAGUGCCGUCCCUCUCGCCUUCUCUGCCUGUGACCACCAUGGCCGAUGUACAAGUGGCGGCUCCCGGGGACUGUGAUGCCAAGCUGAGCAAGAAUGAAUUAAAAAGGCGGCUUAAAGCAGAGAAGAAGGCUGCUGAAAAAGAAGAGAAACUGAAGGAGCAGCAUGAGAAAGUGGCCAGUACGGAAGCGGACGCUAUAGACGAGGAAAGUCUCGACCCCAACCAAUAUUACAAGAUCCGCACACAAGCCAUCCAGCAGCUGAAAGGUACAAAGGACGACCCUUAUCCCCACAAGUUCCACGUGGACUUGUCGCUCACAGAAUUCAUAGAGAAGUACAGCGGCCUGCAGGUGGGCGAUCACUUGCAAGAUGUUGUCAGCGUGGCAGGCAGGAUCCAUGCCAAGCGUAUUUCUGGAGUCAAGCUGAUCUUCUAUGAUCUACGCGGGGAGGGCAUGAAGCUGCAGGUCAUGGCAAACUCCAAAUUUUACAAAUCUGAGGAAGACUUUAUAGCGGUCAAUAACAAGCUACGCCGUGGGGACAUUAUCGGAGUGAGAGGGAACCCUGGGAAAACCAAAAAGGGAGAGCUGAGCAUUAUACCUGUGGAGAUCACCCUCCUGUCGCCCUGUCUGCACAUGUUACCUCACCUGCACUUUGGGCUGAAAGACAAGGAGACCAGAUUCCGUCAGCGGUACCUGGACCUCAUUCUCAAUGACUAUGUGCGACAGAAGUUUAUUGUCCGAGCAAAGAUGAUCACCUACCUCCGCAAAUUUCUGGAUGACUUAGGGUUCCUUGAGAUUGAAACGCCGAUGAUGAACAUAAUUCCUGGAGGAGCCGUCGCCAAACCGUUCAUUACUCACCACAAUGAGCUAGACAUGGACCUGUACAUGAGAAUCGCCCCGGAACUGUAUCACAAGAUGCUGGUGGUCGGUGGCAUUGAUCGUAUUUAUGAGGUUGGCAGACAAUUCAGAAAUGAAGGCAUAGACUUGACCCACAACCCAGAGUUCACGACCUGUGAAUUCUACAUGGCCUAUGCGGACUACAAUGACGUCAUACAGAUCACGGAGAAGCUGCUCUCAGGUGAGUGCAAAGAGGAAACCCGCAAGAUCCUAGAUGACAUCUGUACGGAGAAAGCUGUUGAGUGUCCAGCUCCCAGGACCACUGCAAGGCUCCUAGACAAGUUGGUUGGAGAAUUCCUGGAAGUAACCUGCAUUAACCCAACCUUUAUUUGUGACCAUCCUCAAAUCAUGAGCCCGCUCGCUAAAUGGCACCGGUCUGAGAAAGGGCUGACGGAACGGUUUGAGCUGUUCAUCAUGAAGAAAGAGAUCUGUAAUGCAUACACUGAAUUGAAUGACCCGAUCAGGCAGAGGGAGCUGUUUGAGGAUCAGGCGAAGGCCAAAGCAGCAGGUGAUGAUGAAGCAAUGUUCAUCGAUGAAAACUUCUGCACUGCCCUGGAGUAUGGGCUGCCGCCGACAGCUGGCUGGGGAUUGGGCAUUGACCGGUUGACCAUGUUCCUUACAGACUCCAAUAACAUUAAGGAGGUGCUGCUGUUCCCGGCCAUGAAACCUGAAGAUAAUAAGAAGGAGCCCGCUCCAAGCUCCGGUACCUCCGUGUAAUCCUGUGGACCGUCUGAUUUUAUGAUGUUUAAUAUGUGUUUGUCUCUAUGCGCCAAAAUACAGUUCUAAACUGCUUUAUACAGAAAUAAAUUCUACAAACUGUG
Messenger RNA from Pseudophryne corroboree (corroboree frog), 1745 nucleotides. It is a transcript of the gene KARS1, whose product is annotated as lysyl-tRNA synthetase 1. Gene Ontology annotation, biological process: basophil activation involved in immune response; diadenosine tetraphosphate biosynthetic process; lysyl-tRNA aminoacylation. Gene Ontology annotation, cellular component: aminoacyl-tRNA synthetase multienzyme complex; cytoplasm; mitochondrion. The transcript is spliced from 13 exons. The record is from RefSeq and is a predicted model, not a curated record. Gene Ontology annotation, molecular function: ATP binding; tRNA binding; lysine-tRNA ligase activity. Lineage: Eukaryota; Metazoa; Chordata; Amphibia; Anura; Myobatrachidae. The coding region runs from base 70 to 1641 and encodes 523 amino acids.